AUGCAUCAUAAAGAAGGUUGUCAUUGGAACUGCUCUUCAUCUCAUCAUGCUGCAAAAAAAGGCCUAGAACAGAUUGUUAAGCUACUGCUUUUACAUGGUGCUAGUGCCUUGUUGAUGAACAAUGGUCAAACUGCACUUGAUGUUGCAAGACUCAAUGGAUAUAGCAAUGUUGUUCGUGCAAUUGAGAACCACAUAUGCUUAUUCUCUGGUUGGCUGCGAGCGCUUUAUAUUGUGCCAGGGUUUGCUCAACCACCUCCAAGAAAAGUACGUCCUCAUUCAUUCAACAUUCAAGCCUCCAGUAUCAGAUCACCAACCCAGAUAACCAAGAUCACCAACCCGAUCACUCAAAACAAGGAAAAGAGCCAAUGGCAAAACAAUGAUGCAGGAACAAGUCGCAAUUCAGUCAAUUACCCACCACCCACAGUCUCAUCAGCACCUCCGAUUUCAGACAUUAUGGAUGAUGAUCUGGUUCACUACAUAUCCACUGAUUCCACUCUAAUUGAGAAGGAGAAAGAGAAUAAAGAUUCUUCAACAUGUGUUAUAUGUUUGGAUGCACCGAUUGAGGGGGUAUGUAUCCCGUGUGGACACAUGGCUGGAUGCAUGUCAUGUUUGGAUGAAGUCAAAGGAAAGAAUUGUGGUUACCCGGUUUGUCGCACUAAGAUCGAUCAAGUUGUUCGUGGUUAUGCGGUCAAAGUUUGA
Messenger RNA from Lactuca saligna, 699 nucleotides. Lineage: Eukaryota; Viridiplantae; Streptophyta; Magnoliopsida; Asterales; Asteraceae. The record is from the annotation of a GenBank genome assembly.